This is a messenger RNA of Cottoperca gobio, 2243 nucleotides long. RefSeq names its product dynein axonemal assembly factor 1 (gene dnaaf1). NCBI's taxonomy places the organism in Eukaryota, Metazoa, Chordata, Actinopteri, Perciformes, Bovichtidae. Gene Ontology annotation, cellular component: axoneme. Gene Ontology annotation, molecular function: protein binding; dynein complex binding. The record is from RefSeq and is a predicted model, not a curated record. Gene Ontology annotation, biological process: axoneme assembly.
AUGUCCACUCCUGAAGUCCAGGAGAAGAUGGGAGAUAAAGUGGUGACUCCGACGGACUGCGGAGAAGCCAAAAUAACGUAUUCUAUCAAAGAUACAGUGGAUGUCACGAUAACAGAUGGAGCUCAAGAAAACACGGAAAAUGACGAAAAACUGCCACUUCAGGAAAGAAGUGAACAACAUCCAUGGCCACGGAUGACCAAGAAGUUCCUGAGAGACCAUUGUAAAAAGAACGAACUUUACAUAACACCUGGCCUGAAUGACACACUGUACCUGCAUUUCAAAGGCUUCUCCGCCAUUGAGAACCUGGAGGAGUACACAGGACUGAAGUGUCUUUGGCUGGAGAGCAAUGGGCUCCAACGCAUUGAGAACCUGGAUGCCCAGACUGACCUGCGCUGCUUGUUCCUUCACGAGAACAUCAUAUACAAGCUGGAAAACCUUGAACCUCUGACAAAGCUCUGCACCCUGAAUGUCUCCAACAACUUCAUAGGCAUCAUAGAGAACAUCUCCUGCCUUCCUGAGCUGAGCACUCUGCAGAUCGCACAUAACAAGCUGGAGACUGUGAGGGAUGUAGAGCAUCUGAGGCAGUGUCUGAAAAUCAGUGUGCUGGACAUGUCUUACAAUCUGUUACAUGACCCUGAGAUCCUCCUGGUACUUGAAGCAAUGCCAGACCUGCGAUUGCUAAAUCUAAUAGGAAAUGAGGUGGUCAAAAAAAUCCCAAACUACAGGAAGACCAUGAUUGUGCGUCUCAAGCUGCUCACCUUCCUUGACGAUCGCCCUGUGUUCCCCAAAGACAGGGCAUGUGCAGAGGCGUGGGCAGUGGGAGGGCUGGAAGCGGAGAGUAAAGAGAGGGAGCAAUGGGAAACACGAGAGAGGAGGACAAUUCAGGACAGCUUGGAUGCGCUGACUGAGAUUCGAAAUAAAGCCCAGGAGAGAAAACGCCUGCGAGAGCUACAGGAGAAAGGGGCGACCGAGGCUUCCACCACUCCAGAGACUCCAUGUGAGGAAAAUGACAGCCAGAUUCUGACUUCAUCAACAGGAGAGAUGAUCCAAGACUUCGUGCAGGACUGCCUGGAUGUUCAUGAAGAGUUCCUGCAGAGCAAAUCAACACAUGGGCCCAAUGAACAUCUAGAAGCAGAGCAGCCAGGUUUACAGAGGGAGGAGUUAGAGAAAGAUGACAAGGAGGAAUCACAGAUGAAGCAGUCUGUGACAGAAGAGAAAGAGGGGGAGAAUCCAGAGCACUCAGCACAAGAGCCAGAAAGUGUUGUGGGAAAGAUGCUAGCGACAGGAGACGUAAGAGACGACCAACAACAACAAACACAGUCAUGUGGAGUCCAGUUUAUGAGUAAUGAAGAGGAGAGAGAGCAGACAAACAUGAGAGAGCCUUCUCUGGUCGGGGCAACUCCUCCUGACGCAGGUGAGGUUGUACCGACUCAUGGUCCCGGACCCCUGGUUACAGAGCUGGAGGAUGAUGACCAGCUGGAAACCAUUCAGCUUCCACUACAUCGCACACUGUGUAUCGAUGACCUGCCUGAUCUGGAGGAUAUGGACACAGUCGACUUCACAGCAAUGUUCUCUUCUCAGCAAGUUUUCAAACCUACAAUAGAGGUCAUAUCAGGAGGCAGUGAUGAGGAUGAACCAAUCAGGAUUGAGAGGGAGGGCCUCCCCACCUUUGCUUGGGAUGUAAACUCAAUGUUCUCAAUGAGCAGCUGCAACAAAUCAACUGGGGUCUCCAACACCUCUUCUGCAUUGGUGUAUCCAGAAGAUGGGGAUACCCUCGAGCCACUGCCGAAGUCCAAACCCGUCCAAAGCUCUUCUCCACCACGCCGCCUGAUCGAGGAGCUGGAGUGAUGCGUUCAGCGUUUAGAGCGUUGUUCAGGGUAACUGGUCUCACAGCGCUACGGAUUAAAUGUCUCAAUGCUAACAGGCAGACCGUGCGAGACCAUGAAAAGCCCAAACAGGGCACUGCUUUCAUUUUUAAAAUAAAUAUUUAGCUGUUAUAUUGAAAUGUAUUUCAUUGUUUAGAAUAUUGUGUUAAGAAUGUUAAUUGUUAUUUGUAACACUGUGAAAACAGAAUAAAUCGUACAUGAUCCGUUCAGUUUCCUUUAGUGGCAACAGCAGAUUUAUACCUUCAUAUUAGGGUGACACAGAGGUUAAUCACUUCAUUUAAUUUCUUUUUAACACUUGCUAAACUGACUUUAGAUGCACCUAAAGACAAAACCCAAAGGAAUAUUUAUUUAGGAAAA